Messenger RNA from Phaeoacremonium minimum UCRPA7, 1074 nucleotides. RefSeq names its product putative glycoprotein endopeptidase kae-1 protein. The record is from RefSeq and is a predicted model, not a curated record. Gene Ontology annotation, cellular component: cytoplasm; EKC/KEOPS complex. Lineage: Eukaryota; Fungi; Ascomycota; Sordariomycetes; Togniniales; Togniniaceae. The coding region runs from base 1 to 1074 and encodes 357 amino acids. The transcript has a single exon. Gene Ontology annotation, biological process: tRNA threonylcarbamoyladenosine modification.
AUGGAGAAGAGGAGGCGGCGUAUCGCCCUCGGACUCGAGGGCUCAGCGAACAAGCUUGGUAUAGGCGUGAUAGAGCACCCCGUUGAGGGGGGCGAGGCGGUCGUUCUCUCCAAUAUCCGAGAUACGUUCAACUCACCACCGGGCACCGGCUUUCUGCCCAAGGACACAGCACACCACCACCGGAGCUUCUUCGUGCGGGUAGCCAAGCGGGCACUGACAGAAGCAGGCGUGGCCGUCGGCGAGAUCGACUGCAUCUGCUACACCAAGGGGCCCGGGAUGGGGGCGCCGCUGACGGCCGUCGCCAUCGCGGCGCGCACGCUGUCGCUGCUCUGGGGCAAGCCGCUCGUGGGCGUCAACCACUGCGUGGGCCACAUCGAGAUGGGGCGGACCAUCACCGGCGCCGACAACCCCGUCGUGCUGUACGUCAGCGGCGGCAACACGCAGGUGAUUGCGUACGCGGAGAAGCGCUACCGCAUCUUCGGCGAGACGCUCGACAUCGCCGUCGGCAACUGCCUCGACCGCUUCGCGCGCACCCUGGCCAUCAGCAACGACCCGGCGCCCGGCUACAACAUCGAGCAGCUGGCCAAGCGCGCGCCCACCGCGGCCCGCGGCGUCCUGCUCGACCUGCCGUACGCCGUCAAGGGCAUGGACUGCUCGUUCAGCGGCAUCCUGGCGCGCGCGGACGACCUCGCGGCGGUGAUGCGCGCGGGCGGCACCACGCCCGAGGGCGAGCCCAUCACGCCCGAGGACCUGUGCUACAGCCUGCAGGAGACGGUGUACGCGAUGCUGGUCGAGAUCACGGAGCGCGCCAUGGCGCACGUCGGCGCCACGCAGGUGCUCAUCGUCGGCGGCGUCGGCAGCAACGAGCGCCUGCAGUUCAUGAUGGGCGAGAUGGCCCGUGAGAGGGGCGGCAGCGUCUACGCGACCGACGAGCGCUUUUGCAUCGACAAUGGCAUCAUGAUCGCGCACGCGGGGCUGCUGGCGUACGAGACGGGCUUCCAGACUCCGCUGGAGGACAGCACGUGCACGCAGCGGUUCAGGACGGACGACGUGUACGUUGCGUGGAGGGAUUAA